Molecule: messenger RNA, 591 nt
Organism: Trichosurus vulpecula (common brushtail)
Lineage: Eukaryota; Metazoa; Chordata; Mammalia; Diprotodontia; Phalangeridae
Product: ARL14 effector protein-like
Exons: 1
Coding region: 1-591 (196 amino acids)
Source: RefSeq, a predicted model, not a curated record
AUGAUGAGGCAUUCCCAAGAGUCUAAGAAAAAGGAGGAUGUGGUUGUGAGGAGAUCAGUUCGUCUCAUGAACAAGCAGGCCAAGAAGCAGGUGGUCAAAGACGAGCAUCAGAUGAGAGUUGAGGCCAAGAAGAAGGCAAGAGUCCAGAAGAAGAAACCAACUGCCAGGGAGGUAGAAGGCAAGUGCAGAGGUACAGCGGGGCCGUGUGUCCAAGCUGGCCACCGCCAUGGCCAAACUGGCAGCCACCAUGGCCAAGCUGGUUCCCGUGGCCACGGUGGCUCCCAGGGCCUUGCCGGCCAAGCUGGGCCCUAUGACCAAGCUGGCCCCCACUCAAGUCAAGUAUCUGUGAAGCUCCCACGUGGCAAGAAAGGCAUGAAGAAAUACGACAAGAGAGGUAGGCUGAACCUGAAUGGAGAAGACCUCUGUGACUGCCUGGACCAAGACUGCCUGGGCUGCUUCUACCCGUGCCCUGAGUGCCAGUCCACCAAGUGUGGGCCCACCUGCCGCCGCAACCGGAAGUGGAUUUACGAAGCCAUUGCCAACGAGGGUGGAGAAGUGGUUAGCAACUUCCCAUUUCCUCAUGCUAAGUAA